AUGUCUAUGGCUAAACUAACAUCUGGAUAUGUAUCUAAUAAACAGACCAAUUCUCGUGAUUCAGGAGUCUUUUUUGACCUUGACCUUGAUUUUGACAUUAACGUCAGCGAAAAAUCUAGUACACCUUAUAAAGUGGUUUUACCUCCAAAAUUUUCACCAGAUACAGAUAUUCCUUUUUCUUUUUAUCUUGGCUUAAACUCACAAAAAACAACUAAGCGCGAACAUAGGAAAUCACAACGUAUUACCUCUUUUUAUUUUAUCGAUUUAAAUUCAUCAAAUGAUAAUGGUCUUCGAUCUAUGGAUAAAACGUUUACACCAAAAGCAGGAUGA
Messenger RNA from Dentiscutata erythropus, 330 nucleotides. The record is from the annotation of a GenBank genome assembly. NCBI's taxonomy places the organism in Eukaryota, Fungi, Glomeromycota, Glomeromycetes, Diversisporales, Gigasporaceae.